Cinclus cinclus is the source of this 1240-nucleotide messenger RNA. RefSeq names its product zinc finger CCHC-type containing 9 (gene ZCCHC9). Gene Ontology annotation, molecular function: nucleic acid binding; zinc ion binding. The transcript is spliced from 5 exons. The coding region runs from base 1 to 684 and encodes 227 amino acids. Lineage: Eukaryota; Metazoa; Chordata; Aves; Passeriformes; Cinclidae. The record is from RefSeq and is a predicted model, not a curated record.
AUGACCCGCUGGGCUCGGCGGAACGCCCCGCCCGGGGCCCGGGCCCUGCCCGCCACCCCCUGGGAGCAGCUGGCACCGAGCAGCGAGCCGGAGCCGGCAGCCAAGAGGAGGAGGAGGAGGAAGAAAGAGUACGAGAACCAGGAUGUGAACGGGUUCGGGGGGCAGCAGAAGGAGGAGGAAGAGGAGGCGAGGAGGAAGGACAGGCGGCGGGAGAGCAGGAGGCUGAGGAGGCAGGAGAGGAAGAAGAACGCCAUGGUGUGUUUCCACUGCAGAGAACCUGGCCACGGUGUGGCUGAUUGUCCAGCAGUGCUGGAGAGCCAAGACAUGGGGACAGGGAUCUGCUACCGCUGUGGAUCCACGGAGCACGACCUCAGCAAAUGCAGAGCCAAGGUGGAUCCAGCUGCUGGUCCAUUUCCAUAUGCAAAAUGUUUCAUCUGUGGUGAGAUGGGGCAUCUGUCAAGGUCGUGUCCAGAUAAUCCCAAGGGAUUGUAUGCUGAAGGUGGGGGCUGCAAACUUUGUGGCUCUGUGGAACACUUCAAGAAAGACUGCCCAGAGAAGCAGAAUGCAGAGCAGGUGACAGUCGGGCGCUGGACCCCCGGCCUGAGCGCUGACCACGAGGACGUCACGGCCGCGCCGGCGCUGCGGACAGCUCAGCCCAAGCGACCCAAAGUUGUCACUUUCUGAAGGCCUCCUGGCUCCUGAACAGUUCUCUUGCACUGCUGCACUCCGGACAGGAGACGACAGAGAGAGGAUAUGGAAAAUCACGCCGGCUGCAGAGGAAUUGUUGGUUUGUUGUCUCCCCUCAUUUUCCCAGUUCGCCUCCCAAAGCUGCCUGGCUCACUGUGAAGCUGGGAGCAACAGGAAUACAGCAAGUGACUAUUUUAUUAAAGAAAUUGUUGGUGUUUUUUAAAGGUUCUUGUUGGAUUCUGGUUUAGUUUUACCUUUUUCUUUUAGGAAUAAUGAACUUACUUAUUCCUGCAUAUGUUCCAGCUUGAGCAGUCUUACAGAUCUUUACAGAUCUGUAAUUACAGAUCACCCUGUGUGAUGCCGAGCUUAGGGUGCAGCUCCUGAUGGUCAUGGUUGUUAUUCUCAGCCAUUGACCUGAUUGGUCGUGCACACUGGGUUGUUUGGGUGUAUUCACUAACAGAAUCAAGCCCUUCCUCUGAAACCUGUGGUGAAACACACCCCUGAAGAAUUGGAGAGCAAGUCAGGAGCUUUCUUUUUCAAAGAAAACGCUCUG